This is a messenger RNA of Tripterygium wilfordii, 2064 nucleotides long. Its product is annotated as F-box protein At5g07610-like. Bases 236 to 1612 code for a protein of 458 amino acids. The record is from RefSeq and is a predicted model, not a curated record. NCBI's taxonomy places the organism in Eukaryota, Viridiplantae, Streptophyta, Magnoliopsida, Celastrales, Celastraceae. Gene Ontology annotation, molecular function: protein binding. The transcript is spliced from 2 exons.
AAACACUCUGUCAUCUUUGUCCUCUUCAUAACAAAUUCACCAUCGAAUAGCAGCCAACAGAUUAAAGGGGAAAAAUCGGUGCUUCAAUUUUCUUGAUUACAGUUUGUUAUAAUAUUUAAGGUAAUUCAAGUGUUUAGGGAUUCCUGUGCAAAUCAGAUUUAUUAUCAUUGAUUGAUUUUACUCUUCUUUUGGGGGAAAGAAACAAGGAGGUUGAGGAAGAGGGAUCAAUAAAUUGAUGGCCAGUUGUGAUGAGAUAGGUUUUGAGUUACCUGAUGAUGUCUUGGUUGAGAUUCUUUGCCGUUUACCUGAAAAGCCUCUUAUCAGAUUCAAGUGUGUCUCCAACUCAUGGCACAACUUAAUUAACAAUGUUUGUGUUCCUAAAUUAUCAACCACUGCGCCCGUUUGCGGGUUCCUCGUUCACUCUAGGUGGGGAUAUCCUAUAAAAGACAAAAUUAAGUAUGUUAUGAAGUAUGGUACUUUGACAUCUCCUGACGCCCAAGCCGAAGCCAAAGGAUUUGUCAAGUCUUAUGAAGCCCUUUUGCCGUUUCAUCCGGCUCCAAGUGACUUUCUUGAUUGUUGCAAUGGACUCCUCCUUUUUCUCAGACGCCAGAGCCAGAGCCAGAGCCAGAGCCAGAGCCAGAGCCUCUCUCCAGUCUACCUUCAGUACUAUGUAUGCAACCCUACUACCAAACAGUGCGUGGAGAUCCCUGGUUUUGUCGCAAAAGACAACCCUCCUGCUACCAAACAGCGCGUGGAGAUCCUCGGUUUUGUUGCAAAAGAGAAAACAUCUUAUACUUGUUUGGCUUUUGACCCUAGCAAGUCCCCCCACUAUAAGGUUGUACGUAUGGUGUACACACGUCGCCAGCAUGGUGAUUAUUAUGGCACCGUAUGGGAAUUGAACAUAUUCUCUUCAGAUACAGGGAAUUGGAUUACUCGCGAAAUGCCAAUUAAAGCUCAAGUACACAGAGUGCCAAUAAAAUAUAAUCACGAAAAUGAAAAAUAUUAUGAUGAUGGAUAUGGAAGAAUAAAGUAUUCUUGGAUCAUGCGCGCUAUUUAUUUGGAUGGGGUGCUAUACAGGUUAUCAACUCUGAAGCUCCUUUUGUGUUUUGAUCUCAAUGAAAUGAAUGUUCGUGCAAUUGAGCUGCCGGAGAAGGGUACAAGGGACAUGGGAAUUAUUGGUGCAUCCAGAGGUCGUUUAUACUAUGCUUCUCACGAUGGUACUAAGGUGCUCACUUGGCUUCUAGAGGACCAUACUCUAAAACUUGCUUCUCCAUGGAUUUUGAAGCCUAUCCUCUGCAAUGACCCUUCCAUUGAAGAUCCAAUGCUCCGACUUCUAUAUUUAGUUCGUAAAUAUCAUCCAUUCGGGUUCGGGCCCUAUGCAUGGCAUCCGACUUCUGAAGUUUUGUUCCUUGGGGUUCAUAAUAUAAUAUUUAGCUAUCAUCUUGAAAGCAAAAGGUUGGAAAUUGUUCUCGAUAGGAUAGGCAUAGAAGUACACAGGGGUCGUCUUUACCCGUACUCUCGUUGCUUGGUCAGUUUGAAAGAUUUCCUUCCAAGGCAUUAUGGAUCGAAUCAAUCAUUCAGCAAUGGGAGUAAUCAAGGAAAUCCUGAUUGAGAAGGGAGAAGUUGAUAUCCGUUGAAUGAUACUGCAGAUGAGAUCUAACCAUCCAAGUAUGCAGUAGGUUAGUCGAAUGACACUGGAGAUGAGAUCUAAACUAUCCAAGUAUGCAGUAGCUAGGUUGGAAUAUUUACCGUACUCUCAUUACUUGGUGUAUGUGGAAGAUUUUGUUUUGCUAAUAUUUUACCAACUUAUCUAUUUAUGUUAAACUGCCAAGUAUCAUGUUGGUAUGAAUAUUAUCGUUGACAAUGGAGAUCAGUUUCAUCCUGAUGUUGCUUUGUCUCUGGUUACAGAGAACAAAGCUGUGAACAAGCAAAAGUAAUUACUCUCACAUUUUCAGUGGUCAGCUUAUACCAGCCAACAGAUGUUUUGCUAGACGGGUCUAAACGCUUGACUGGUCAUGAGAAAAAGCAACUGCUUCAAUCUCCCUUAGUUGGGAGUUUGCACAC